GUUUGGGAUCUGCAACUGGGUUCUGAAGUAUGUUUUUGUGUCGGACUUUGUUGUCGGAGGCUACUUUGAUUUGUAGGUAAAAGAGUAGUUAAUAUAGGUUUUUUGUUAAAUCCAAAUCUGGUCACUCUUAAUCUGCCAGGACUUGUUCUUUUUUUUACAAGGUCUGGUAGCUCUGCAUAAUAUGUGUAGGAGCAUUUAAAAAUUUCCUGAAUAGAUGGAGUACCCCAUUGGCAUCCAACGGCACCCUAAUCUUUUCCUCUUCUGUGUAUUUUCAGCUAGCCUAAUCACUUUUUGAGCUUUCGUUUGCUUUAUUCCACCCAAAAGAACUCUUCCCCAUUUCAGCCUGCUUUUUAGUUCAGUUCAGUCCAUUGACCAGGCAUUGUGUAGAUUUGGACUUGGACCUGUUCUUGGUCUUGAGAUUUCUUUGCUUUUCUGGUGUUGCUUUCUCACAAUUAAUUUGGCGAUUUAGUUAGUUCCUCUUUCUGUAUCUCGGCCCAAUUAAGGGCUUGCUUUUGUUCUUUUUUUCGAUUUUGAUUGAUGCAUUUCGUACGAGGACGUGAUCGUCCUGCUCCUGCUCGAGUUAUCCGCACUACUCGUACGAGACUUCACUUAAUCAAACUUCAAGUUGUGUUUCAUUUGCAUUCCACGCUGCUUUUUUGUUGGCAAAGCAACAAAUGGUGCGUAAGAAAUGCUUUAAUAAACAGGGAACCAGUUUACUUCCAUUUUUUUGUGGGGGAAAGAUGGUAGUUUGUUUUCCGGGCCAUUUGGCUGGAAAGUCUUUAAGUUGGCCCGCAUAUAUGGCUGAUCGGCAGGAUGGAGGGCACCGGAGGUGUAGUUUUCCGAGGGGCCGCACAUCUAUUCCGUUUGUUUAAGGGCUUAGAAAUAUUUUAGCCGGGGUGGUGCAGAAAAAUAUGUUUGCAGCAGUUGGAAACAAACGAGCGAGCAAACGAGUUGAGUAAAUCAAGCCGCACUUCCUCUUCCAGCUGGAGCUCGCUGCCCAUGCCGCAAAAAAGGAGGCUCCUGAAAAGCACCCCAAACCCCUCCCAAAGAGCACCAAAAAUCCCCAUCCUGCCCUUGCUUGUCUGCUGUCUACUGUCUGCUUUCUAACUGAAUGAAAGCCUUGGCUCGUUGACUGAUUUCGAAUGGAUUUUCCACGCUUUGCAUGUGUGUGUGCCUCAGUGUUUCACUGUUCGAGUGUCCCAGUGUGUUUCACUGUGUCUGUGUGUGUGUGUGUGUGUGAGGCACAAAAUCCCGUAGGUGCAAAAUAGCGCACUCCAGGCAACGAAGCAUGUGCACAUUUGUGUUUUUUUUUUUCGUUUUCAUCCUUUUUUGCCGACGCUGUGUUCGUCCUCUGCUCCUUUUUGUGUUUCAUUUGUUUUGUUUCAUUUUUCACAAUGAACAACAGAAUUAAGGGGUAUCACGGGCAUAUAGGCUAUUUAAUUUUGAAUUAAAAUGAUUAGAAACCUCCUCAUUUCUGUUGCUAUCACAAUAGGAAUGCUUUGAAUCCCGAAACAAGCUUAUAAUGAAGAAACUAAAUAUGAAAAUGUGAUUCGAAAAACCCACUAAAUUAUUGAAAAGAUCGAAAAUUGACUGCUUAUAGAUUCCAUAUUUAUUGUUUAUCUAUUAUUGCUUUAAGAACCAACGACAUGCAGAUCAUUAUGCAGGUCGAGUAACCCGGAACUUACUCAUUUUUUUUUGGCCUGGUCCUCGACUGAGGUUGCAUUGUGCCCAUUGUUGUUGCUGUUGUUUAAGAAACAAGUGGCAGAAGGCGAAACAGAAGACGGAGGGGAGAAGGCGGAGAAAUGGUUGAAGGAGGUGGCAAGGAAGAAGGGGCAAAAUUGUGCGGCAAAAUAAAUAAACAAACGUUUGGACGGACGCACUUCUGGGAUUGGUUUGCGAUGUAAUGGAGUGGGGCUGGGCUCUUCCCGGCGUUAUUUGUUUCCACCUUUUUUAUUUUUCCAGCGAUGUGCUUAAGCGGAAAACAACAUUUUGCUGCUGGUGUUGCAGGUUGCAGAUUGCAUGUUGUAUGUUCCCAGUUGCGGCGGCUGCUACUGACAUCCAGCGAACUUAUUGAGGAGUUAAGCUAGAAGCAUUUUAAAAAUUGGAUCAUAAGACAGGGCACGGAAUGGAGAUGCAGGCAGAUUUGGCGGACACUCUUUGGCCAAUGCUGCGUAUACGUGAUAUGGCGUAUACUCUAUUUUGGUGCACUCUAAAGAAAUGUGAUGAUAAUCAUGGAAUCCUAUCGAGACAAAGAGACGAGAAAGAGGAAAUAAACAUACAAGCAAGACGGGCAUAAGCUGAUUGCUUCAGUUUGUAAUUUACUCGUCCCCAGACGAUGUCUACAUAUGUACAUAUCUAUGUAUGUAUGUAGUUAUGUUGCGGCGGGCCCAUGACUUGAUUUCUGAUCAUAUAUCAAAGCUGACCGUGAACGGAAGUCCCUACAACAGCUGUUCGUGUCUGUGUGCUGGUUUCCUGUUGAUUUCCUGUCUUGCCAGCUGCUCAAGUGCGUAUGUGUGUUGUAUAUGGGUUCCUGUUCCUGAGAGCUGAGUAAUGUCCCCUUACUGAAUAUUGCCCAGUGCUGGGAAAACCCCAUUCUCAGCCCAUAAAGUAUUUAAGUUCUCAAAUACUUAUGAAUACUGGUAUGCACACGUGUUGGACAAUUAGGAAAAUUGUGUCCAAAGAAAACACAUUUUCGCUUCCAAUUAAAUUAUUUCUCCCAUUUUUUGGUUAGUGCAUUAACCCUUCGGUUUGGUGUCCCAUUCCGGUUUUUGUCAUUCGCUUAGCACAGCAAAUUAGCAUUCAGCCAACAUGUGCUCAGCUGUCAGUCUUGAAAAGUUCCUCCCCUGUUUCCCCGCAUUUUCCGGCUAAGUGUGUCACAUUAAAUGAUACGCAACACUUGACGCCAAAAUGGGAAAAAGAAGAAAACUAAAACAGAAAGUCAAGGAAAUAGAGGAAAAUAGGGGGCAAAGAUAAACGAGUUGGUUUAUUAAUGAGUUGAUGGCGGGAAAUCAAUAGGGGCACUAUGCAACUAUAUAUGCUACUGGGUAACUCGUCGUUUGAUAAUUGGGAAUGUAAUAACUAAGAAAAUAUAUGAUAUUUUUCGACUCUAAACAAAGGGUUAUUUUGCUAUGGAAUGUAUGCAAAUAUAGGACCACAAAACGGAAGUUGAUUUCAAGUUUCUGCAGGCCGAGGGAAAGACAAAGGUUUUAUGGAAAGGCAAAGGAAAAAAGGAUAAAAAAUAAAAGCGUCGGGGAAAACAAAAAGCAGUUGACUCAAGACAAACAAACAAGCAGAGGCCAAGUCAAGAGGUGACAGGAAACAGCAGGCGGAACGUGCUCAAGUUCGGGCGGCACAGAUGAGCUGGACAAGUAGGCACUACGUUUUCCCCCAGUUAACACGUCAAGCUGAGACAUUCGAUUUCGAAAUUACCCCCGCUCGACACCACACCGAAAUUCCUAGUAAAAACUGAGAGCGACGGAUCGAAGAAGAGAUUGAGAUUUGUUUAGCCAAAAUAGUGAAAUUAUGCCCAAGUCCAAGCAGAUAUCGCCAACAAAAGCGGCUACAAAACCGCUUAGCACCAAGAAGCCGCAGCCCAAAGUCAAAAGUGUCGGUAAGACCAAGCCGAAAGUGCAGCAGAAGUCCGUGAAGAAAUCCGUAAGGAACCCGCUCAAGAAACCCAUGAGACGAUCUCCGCUGAUGCGAGCCGCCCUGCAGCCCACGAUUUUGGGCUUGGCCAAGGAAAAGCCGGUGAAAAAGUCGCGGGUGACCUUCAAGAAGUCGCAUCGUCGGCCGCUGGACGCCCUGCAAUCCCUGGGGAUGUCCCGCAGGACCAAACUCAUCGACGCCAGUCCCAAGAGAACGGCCAAGGGUACUUCGGUGCUGUUCCUGGGUAAGGAUUCAAGGACCACCAAGAUGCCCAAGAAUGUGAAGACCUCAACGGCAGCAAGCGAAAAAAAUCAGUUACCCCGGUUGAAAAGACGGAUGGAAUUCCGAGUAAUGACGAAAGACGAGACUAGGGCUACCGACGGCGUAAACUUCUUCUGCAAUCUCGGCGUAAAGAUGCAGCCGCCGGUGACUCGGAAGUAUCAACCGCUGCGACAACGAGGUGAAGCAGGAUUUGAGGGUAGAUUGGCAGGUGGAGAAGGUACUGGACUGGGUGACUUCGCUUUGCGGACACCAGUGAGAACUCAGCCUUCUGGUCUGACAUCCCUGGUCGGUAAAGUCGCCGGUACCGGCGCGUUCGGCAAUGAUGUGCUGGUCCCGCUGACCGGCCGGUUGCCCAUCAUCGACUUUAUCUCUACCAAAGAGUUCCAGAAUAUGUCUGCCGCUUCGAACUGGAAACCGCACUCUCGGAAAAAUACCCAUUUAUAGACGAUCAAAGAGUGGCGAGUGUUUAAUGAUAAGAGACGAGUGGAUACGUAUAUAAUUGGUAAAACGCUUUUGCGGCUUCGUCAUCCUUUAAUUUUCAAGUCUUAUUUAUCCGUAAAUUUAAUGGAUUUAAGUUAGUUUUUCCCAAAUAUUAAAAACAAAAUAUAAUACAGGACAAGUGCACAUCGCACAUAAUAAGAAGACUUAAAUUGUUCAA
This is a messenger RNA of Drosophila sechellia, 4585 nucleotides long. RefSeq lists its product as uncharacterized. The record is from RefSeq and is a predicted model, not a curated record. The transcript has a single exon. Bases 3523 to 4371 code for a protein of 282 amino acids. NCBI's taxonomy places the organism in Eukaryota, Metazoa, Arthropoda, Insecta, Diptera, Drosophilidae.